AUGACGCGCUCCCUCUCUCCCUCCUCGCCGACCGAGGCGCGCGAGUACGCACGCUCCGGCAGGCUGCGCGGAAACACGUCCGGCAUGUGUCCAGGGCACGUGCAGGCCAACCUCCUUAUCUUGCCGGCGAAGUACGCCGCCGACUUCCGCCGCCUGUGUGCGCGCAACCCGGUCUCGUGCCCGUUGUUGGCGGAGAGCCGGGCGACGGGCGAUAAGGGAUUUCCUGCAGGCGUCGCGGACGGCGCGGACAUCACCACCGAUAUCCCGGGGUACAAAGUCUACCGCGACGGAAAGUUCGUCGAAGAAGUGGAUGAUGUGGUGAACUAUUGGGGUGAGGACAGUGUCGCGUUUCUGAUCGGGUGCUCGUUCACAUUCGAGGACGCGCUGCAAGACGCGGGGCUCGGCGUGCGGCACAUCGACGAGGACCGCAACGUGCCGAUGUAUCGCACUAGUGUGCCGCUUAUGCCAAGCGGCGUGUUCUCGGGAAACACCGUUGUGUCCAUGCGCCCCUACCCCCCAGAACAGGUCGAGCGGGUGCGAACCAUCACCCGGCCGUACGUGCGCACGCACGGCGAGCCGAUCGCCUGGGGGUGGGAUGCGAUCGAAAAGUUGGGUAUCAACGACAUCAACAAGCCAGAGUACGGCGACGCACCCAUAAUCCGUGACGGCGAGGUACCUGUGUUCUGGGCGUGCGGCGUGACGCCCCAGCUCGUCGUGAUCAACUCGCACAUCGAGGGCGUAGUGAUCGGGCACGCGCCCGGCAAGAUGCUGUGCCUCGACUGGCGCAUCGAGGAUAUCCAAGAUGAGUAG
Messenger RNA from Cutaneotrichosporon oleaginosum, 810 nucleotides. RefSeq lists its product as uncharacterized. NCBI's taxonomy places the organism in Eukaryota, Fungi, Basidiomycota, Tremellomycetes, Trichosporonales, Trichosporonaceae. Gene Ontology annotation, molecular function: D-glutamate cyclase activity. Gene Ontology annotation, biological process: glutamate metabolic process. The record is from RefSeq and is a predicted model, not a curated record.